Phoenix dactylifera (date palm) is the source of this 1747-nucleotide messenger RNA. The record is from RefSeq and is a predicted model, not a curated record. Lineage: Eukaryota; Viridiplantae; Streptophyta; Magnoliopsida; Arecales; Arecaceae.
AAAAAAAAAAAAAAAAGAAGCGUGAGGGUGCACGAGCGGAAAGCGUGAUGGAUGCACGAGCGGUAAGACUUGCUCAAUCUGCUAGAAACUGAAAUAGUAAUUGAAACUGGAGGCAAGGGUUGAGAGCUUCCGGGCUCCCGCUAAGAUCUGGUUCAAUUUUUCUCCUUCAGUUCGCCGAGUUUUAUGGAUUCUCUUCUUCUCCGGCCCUUCUCCUUCCCUCCCCGGCUACGUUGUUUCUCGUCUCGGGGAGGGUGUUGCGUGCCAACCCAAUAUUCAAUCAACCAAGCAUGUAAGACCACAUCGAGAUGCAGAGUUGGAAGAUCUCAAGGUCGCCUUGUCAGACAGACUCAUGGAAAAUCCACUUAUCAUGGGAGACUGCAUGAGCGUAGUCCCAUUAAUGCGACAUCAGGGCACUCAAUAGGAUCUGAGCCGCCCGAGGCAUAUGAUUCUACAAACACAUGGAAGUCAAUACUAAGUUCAUUCGACGCCUUCUACCGGUUUUCACGGCCCCACACAGUUAUAGGAACGACAAUAAGCAUAUUCUCGGUUUCUCUAUUGGCUAUCAAGGACCUAUCUGAUAUUUCUCCAUUGUUUGUUACUGGAUUGUUGAAGCAGGCAGUUGUGGCUGCACUUUUCAUGAAUGUUUACAUUGUUGGACUAAAUCAGCUAUUUGACAUAGAAAUAGACAAGGUUAAUAAGCCAUAUCUUCCGCUAGCAUCUGGGGAAUAUUCUGUCACAACUGGCAUUGCAAUUGUUUCAGCUUUUGCUGUUAUGAGCUUUUGUGUUGGAUGGGUCGUAGGCUCGUGGCCAUUAUUUUGGGCUCUUUUCAUCAGUUUUAUCCUUGGAACUGCAUACUCCAUCAAUAUACCCUUUUUGAGAUGGAAGAGAUUUGCAGUCGUUGCGGCAUUCUGCAUCCUGGCUGUGCGUGCUGUGAUUGUUCAACUGGCAUUUUUCCUGCACAUGCAGACUUUUGUUUUCAAUAGGCCAGCCAACUUUUCAAGGCCGCUGAUAUUUGCAACUGCUUUCAUGAGCUUCUUCUCUGUUGUUAUAGCAUUGUUCAAGGAUAUACCUGAUAUUGAUGGUGACCGGAUAUUUGGCAUUCAGUCCUUCAGUGUACGUCUGGGUCAAAUGCGGGUAUUUUGGAUUUGUGUAUAUCUCCUUGAGAUGGCUUACAGUGUCGCCAUGGUGAUUGGAGCCACUUCUUCCUGCCUUUGGAGCAAAUUUGUUACUGUUUUGGGCCAUGCAAUCCUUGCUUCAGUCCUCUGGAAUCGUGCUAGAUCUCUUGACUUGAUGAGUAAAGCUGCAAUAACAUCUUUUUACAUGUUUGUUUGGAAGCUCUUUUAUGCUGAAUACUUGCUCAUUCCACUAGUGAGGUGAAAAUGAAAGACUGAAGUUGGCACGUAAGCAGGAUCAGCUUUUUAUGAAUCCAAGGUUCUCAGUUGCCCAAGUUCUCCAUGUCUUUAUCUACUUAUAUUGUGGCCUUAGCAAUAACCAGCAGCCUGUUCUUUGUUUAUAUUCUUCCGUUCCAUCAUGCCAAAUUCAAUCUAGCGAGUUGUCCAUCUACGUGGAUAAGAUUUCAGAGUAUAGAUGUAUGGCUGUUUCUUGUUAAUUUCACGAGGCAGGAGCAAUUCUUACCAAACUUGUUAUCAAAAUUCAAGUCAUUGUGAUGAUAUCAAAGUUUUAUUUGUGUUGAUUUGACUCAUUAAGAAAAUAGAGAAUGAAUGUUCCCUUGAUGGAUUCCUAUUUA